AUGUCGGAAAAGUCGAAUUACGACCACCACGGAGGAGGCCUGACAUCACUGGUAGAGAGCGCACAGGCGUCCCACGAGUCGAUCAACGUAAAGCCGCCGCCGCCGGCCGACCGGGGAAAAGAUGCCUACCUCUUCCUCGCCUCGUGCUGUGUUUUGGAGGCAGUGGCUUGGGGACUGCCGUUUACUUAUGGCGUUUUCAACGACUACUACAACACCCAUGGGCCGUUUGACGGCUCCGACAACCUCGCCAUUGUCGGGACCUGUUCCUUGGGCAUGAUGUACCUAGGCCUUCCACUCGUUUUCGCCUUUGUGCAGGCCUACAAGAAGCACAUUCGCAUCCUAUGCGCGGUGAGCAUCAUCAUCAUGGGGGUCGCCCUUGCCCUCAGUUCGUUCGCGACAACCGUCACCCACCUCAUCCUUACACAGGGCAUUCUCUACGGAUUGGGGGGCAGCAUAUCCUGCUCGACAUGCGUCAUCCUGCUAUCGGAUUGGUAUGACAAGCGCAAAGGGAUUGCCUUUGGCAUCAUGCUCGGAGGAACCGGUCUUGGAGGCACCAUUGUCCCCAUCGUGACGGAGAGGUUGCUUCAGACAUUCGACUUCCGAACUACCCUGAGAGUCCUCGCUGUGGCCGUCGUGGUGCUACCCAGCAGCUUCGUCUACUACAUGAAACCACGCGUCGAGCCGGAUCCCCGGAUCUCGCUACGGAGCCAGGUCGGGAUGCGCUUCAUGAAGACAGGUGCGUUUGUCGCCCUGCAGCUGGCCAACACGGUUCAAGGUCUGGGCUUCUUCCUACCGACUCUGUACCUACCAAUGUACGCCAGAUCGAUCGGGGCUUCGCAGAGUGUGGGCGCACUCACAGUGGUGGUGUACAACAUCGUAUCUGUCGUCGGCUGUGUUUUGAUGGGCUUCAUCAUUGACCGCUGGCAUGUGACAACAUGCUGCCUGGCGUGCGCGGUCGGCUCCAGCAUCAGCAUCUUUCUACUUUGGGGAUUCUCCGGCUCGGUCGCGCCCCUGUUCGUCUUUUGCGUCACUUAUGGCAUAUUUGCCGGCGCCUGGGUGUCUGCUUGGUCCGGCAUGGUCAAGGUCGUACAGCGAUCCGAACCUACGGCCGACACCAGCACCGUGCUAGCCUGGCUUUCGGCGGGCCGCGGCAUCGGCAACGUUAUCUCCGGACCUCUAAGCGAGGCUCUGUUGCGCGUGGAUCAUUGGAAGGGGACACUACCGUACGGGUAUGGCAGCGGUUACGGCAUUCUCAUCGUGUUUACGGGGAUUACAGCCGCGCUGAGCGGGAGCUGUGUGAUCGGGCGCAGACUGGGCUAUUUCAAGUGAAUAUCAUGUUGCUCUUGACCUCCUAUACGCUAAUUAGUUUUCAAUAUUUGGCACAAUAGACGAUAGAAGUUACGAAGAGAGUUCAGCCGGACACAGAACCAUGUGGAGAUCGAGUUUAUGUAGGUGGACAGGACAAAACGCCAACAACCUGCUCCGGUGCUGCCUCUUUG
Chaetomium fimeti is the source of this 1499-nucleotide messenger RNA. Its product is annotated as major facilitator superfamily domain-containing protein. Gene Ontology annotation, biological process: transmembrane transport. The coding region runs from base 1 to 1329 and encodes 442 amino acids. NCBI's taxonomy places the organism in Eukaryota, Fungi, Ascomycota, Sordariomycetes, Sordariales, Chaetomiaceae. The record is from RefSeq and is a predicted model, not a curated record. Gene Ontology annotation, molecular function: transmembrane transporter activity. The transcript has 2 exons. Gene Ontology annotation, cellular component: membrane.